AUGUCCCCUGUCACCUGUUCCUUGUUCACUGUCUCCGUAUCCUGUCCCUUCGCGCGCCGCCCCGUUCGUGACCUGCCCGUUGCGCUGACACCCCUACGUCCUGCACUUCCAGAUGACUCCAUCAACUCGCCCAAUCUUCGCAAGCCCCUCAGCGGCCGGCUCGCCAUUCGCGUCACGGGCGUCAAGGGCGUCGAUCAUGCAGCCACCGGCCGCUUCGCCCGCGGGCCCGAAUCCUUCGUCGCCGUCAAGGUGGAAGACACCGUCAUGGCACGGACCAAGGUCUCCCGCAACGACCGCUGGGAAAACGAGCAGCAUGCGAUUGAUGUUGACAAGGCCAACGAGAUCGAGGUGACCGUCUACGAUAAGCCUGCCGAGCAUCCCAUCCCCAUCGGCCUGCUCUGGAUCAGGAUAUCGGACAUCGUCGAGGAGAUGCGCCGCAAGAGGAUCGAGGCCGAGAUGAACUUUUCCGGCUGGGUUUCCGCCGACCAGAUGGGCCAUCCGACCUCGCCCCCCACCCAGUUUCCCAUGAGCCCUUCCCAGGCGUCCUUUGGCCCCGGCGCCUCGGGCCCGCAGCAGCAGCCCGGCCAGUACGGCGCCCCGGGUCCCCAGCCUCAGGUCAACGUCGGUCCCAUCGACGGCUGGUUCAACCUGGAGCCCACCGGUCAGAUACAGCUCCAGAUGAGCUUCGUCAAGCAGAACAAGGACACGCGCCACGUCGACCUGGGUCUCGGACGCAAGGGCGCCGUCCGCCAGCGCAAGGAGGAGGUCCACGAAAUGUACGGCCACAAGUUUGUCCAGCACCAGUUCUACAACAUCAUGCGCUGCGCCCUCUGCGGAGAUUUUCUCAAGUACUCGGCCGGCAUGCAGUGCGAGGACUGCAAGUACACUUGUCACAACAAGUGUUACCCGAGCGUCGUCACCAAAUGCAUCAGCAAGAGCAAUGCGGAGACGGACCCCGAGGAGGAGAAGAUCAACCACCGCAUCCCGCACAGGUUCCAGCCCUUCUCCAACAUGACGGCCAACUGGUGCUGCCACUGCGGCUACAUCCUGCCCUUUGGCAAGAAAAACUGCAGAAAGUGCACAGAGUGCGGCCUCACGUCGCACGCCCAGUGCGUCCACCUCGUUCCCGACUUCUGUGGCAUGUCCAUGGCUGUCGCGAACCAGAUUCUCGAGGGCAUACGGGUCCAGAAGCAGCGGCAGGCGAAGGCGACAUCCCUCACGGACAGGACCCUGCGACCGGGAGCAAACAAGUUGAACUCGUCGGGCACUACGCACUCGGCCUCGGCCUCCUUGUCCAGCUUCACCUCUCCCGCAAACGUCAGCCCCGUGUCUUCCGACGCGACCGAGGCAGCCAAGCUCAUGUACGCGAACCUGCCUUCGUCUCAGCGUCCAGCCGGCCCCGGUCGAAUCUCCUCGACCCCCGCAGCGGCUGCCGCGGCGACGGCAGCCAUGUCGGGCGCCGCCGGAGGGUAUCCCCACCGGGCAUCAGACUACGGACGUUAUGGCGGCACCUACGAUCAACCGCCACCCCAGCAGCAGCAGCAGCAACAGCAGCAGCAAGAGGACCCCUACGCGCAGGCCGGACAGUACGGACCAGGGCAACCGCAGCAGCGCAAGUACAAUCCUGCCGACUACGCGAACCUCAACGCGCCCUAUGGCGGCCAGCCUCCCGCCCAAAUGCGGCCUCAGCAGCAACAGCCUGCGCAGAUGGUGCCUCAGCAGCAACAGCAGCAACAACCGCCGCCGCAGCAGCAGCAGGCAUACCCCUCGCUUGCUCCCGCGAUGAAGCCGCAAGCGCAGGAACCGCUGGUCCAGAGACCUACCUCGUUACCAGUCUCCGGACAGCGGAAACAGCUGCCCUCGGCGCAGGAUCCCGGCACUGGCCAGCGCAUCGGCUUGGAUCACUUCAACUUCCUCGCCGUGCUCGGUAAAGGCAACUUCGGAAAAGUCAUGCUUGCAGAGACGAAACGGUCGAGGCGUCUCUACGCCAUCAAGGUCCUCAAGAAGGAGUUCAUCAUUGAGAAUGACGAGGUGGAAAGCAUAAAAUCCGAGAAGCGCGUCUUCUUGAUCGCAAACAAGGAGAGGCACCCGUUCCUGACAAACUUGCACGCCUGCUUCCAGACGGAAACGCGUGUGUACUUUGUCAUGGAGUAUGUCAGCGGUGGUGAUUUGAUGCUGCAUAUCCAGCGAGGCCAGUUUGGCACCAAGCGAGCCCAGUUCUAUGCCGCUGAGGUGUGCCUGGCACUCAAGUACUUUCACGAGAACGGCGUCAUCUAUCGUGAUCUGAAGCUCGACAACAUCAUGCUGACGCUUGACGGACACAUCAAGGUUGCUGAUUACGGUCUCUGCAAAGAGGACAUGUGGUACGGAUCGACAACCAGCACCUUCUGCGGAACUCCCGAGUUCAUGGCGCCGGAGAUUCUUCUGGAUAAGAAGUAUGGCCGGGCCGUUGACUGGUGGGCCUUUGGCGUCUUGAUUUACCAGAUGCUUCUGCAACAGUCUCCAUUCCGAGGCGAAGACGAGGACGAGAUCUACGACGCAAUUCUUGCCGAUGAGCCUCUGUACCCGAUUCACAUGCCUCGAGACUCGGUGUCGAUCCUUCAGAAGCUGCUUACCCGAGAGCCUGACCAGCGGCUGGGAAGCGGACCGACGGAUGCGCAGGAAGUCAUGAGCCAGCCUUUCUUCAGAAACAUCAAUUGGGACGAUAUAUACUACAAGCGUGUGCAGCCGCCGUUCAAGCCGACGAUCAAGAACGCGACCGACACGAGCAACUUUGACUCGGAAUUUACCAGCGUCACUCCGGUGCUCACGCCCGUCCAAUCGGUAUUGUCGCAAGCCAUGCAGGAAGAAUUCCGCGGAUUCUCCUACACAGCAGACUUUGAAUAG
Messenger RNA from Drechmeria coniospora, 2886 nucleotides. Its product is annotated as protein kinase C. Gene Ontology annotation, biological process: protein phosphorylation. The transcript has 5 exons. The record is from RefSeq and is a predicted model, not a curated record. Bases 1 to 2886 code for a protein of 961 amino acids. Lineage: Eukaryota; Fungi; Ascomycota; Sordariomycetes; Hypocreales; Ophiocordycipitaceae. Gene Ontology annotation, molecular function: ATP binding; protein serine/threonine kinase activity.